This is a messenger RNA of Scophthalmus maximus (turbot), 2082 nucleotides long. Its product is annotated as cytochrome P450 2K4. The record is from RefSeq and is a predicted model, not a curated record. Gene Ontology annotation, molecular function: oxidoreductase activity, acting on paired donors, with incorporation or reduction of molecular oxygen, reduced flavin or flavoprotein as one donor, and incorporation of one atom of oxygen; heme binding; iron ion binding. Gene Ontology annotation, biological process: xenobiotic metabolic process. Gene Ontology annotation, cellular component: intracellular membrane-bounded organelle; cytoplasm. Bases 372 to 1889 code for a protein of 505 amino acids. The transcript is spliced from 9 exons. NCBI's taxonomy places the organism in Eukaryota, Metazoa, Chordata, Actinopteri, Pleuronectiformes, Scophthalmidae.
UCAUCUGAUAGUAAUACAAGAGGUGUUAUGUUUCAUUGUAAGUCUGCUUAAUGUGAUAUACUGUGUACUAGUGCCUGAUGACUGCCUGAACUCAAACACCUGAUGAUGCACAUUAUAAGAUGUAUAUUUUUGGCUUUGACAAUAGUUCUAGAACCACAAACGCACAUAUGCACACAUGCAUGUUUUGAUAUUAAACAUGAAAAUGUUACGCAAACACAACACGACUAGUAAAACCGUGUUUAAAGUAAAAUUCUUGUCCCUCCCCUUUUAGUGACCUCCCUCCUCUUGGGCUGUGUCUUUUCCAAAAACAUCAUAAAGGGAAGCUCUUGGAAAAAAACUCAUUUUCUCUUAACUCUGGCAGCUUUUAAGUCAUGGGGAUUUUAGAACUAUUCCUCCAGACUUCCAGUCCUACCCCCCUGUUGGGGGCUCUGCUGGUUCUGCUGCUUGUCUACCUUGUUUCCUCCUCCAGCUUCAGCUCCGAGAAAAAUGGUAAAGAACCCCCAGGACCCAGACCACUUCCCCUGCUCGGUAACCUCCUUCAGCUGGACUUCAAGAGAGUCUACAUCUCAUUAGCGAAGCUUUCCAAGAAAUAUGGAUCAGUCUUCACCGUCUACAUUGGACCUCCUAAAUUGGUGAUUCUGGUCGGAUACAAGACGGUGAAGGAGGCGCUUAUUAACUAUGGUGAAGAGUUUGGAGAGAGACACAUCCAACACAUUAUGCAUGACGUCUAUGGAGGACAAGGACUUAUAUGGACAAAUGGAGAUUCUUGGCAGGAAAUGAGGCGCUUUGCUUUGACAAACCUUAGAGAUAACGGGAUGGGUAAAAAAGAAAGUGAGGAAAAAAUUAUAAAUGAACUUCAUCACCUCACUGAAGUGAUCAACAAGACUAAAGGAGAAGCCUUUGACAUGACCAAACCAAUACACCGUGCAGUCUCUAAUAUCAUCUGCUCCAUGGUCUAUGGCAACAGAUUUGAAUAUGAUGAUCCAGAGUUUAUGUCUCUGGUGGAUCAUUCAAACAAAUAUAUUAAGCUUUUCACCUCUCCAUCACUACAGAUGUACAACAUGUUCCCAUGGCUUGGUAAAUUCAUCUCUGAGAAGAAGGAACUCAUCAAAUUGGUUGAUGCCAACAAGAAACAGCACUUGAAGUUGAUAAGAAGUCUGGAGGAGACCCUCAAUCCACAGAUGUGCAGAGGAUUUAUAGAUGCCUUUCUGGUUCGGAAGAAUCAUCUGGAGAAAUCUGGCAUCACCAACAGUCACUUCCACUAUGAAAACCUUCUAAAGUCAGUUAAUAAUAUGUUCAAUGCCGGCACCGAUACAACUGCAACAACACUCAGAUGGGGACUCCUCUUCAUGGCUAGAUAUCCAGAAAUCCAAGACCAGGUCCAGGAGGAGCUGAGCCGGGUGAUAGGGAGUCGUCAGGUGAAGGCUGAAGACAGGAAGAACCUGCCCUUCGUUGACGCAGUCGUCCAUGAGACACAAAGAAUGUCCUCCGUCGUCCCCAUGUCACUGCCUCACAAGACGAGCCAAGACGUCACCUUCCAGGGUCACUUCAUUAAGAAGGGGACCACAGUGUUUCCUCUGUUGAUUUCUGUCCUGAGGGAUGAGAGUGAGUGGGAGAGACCUCACUCCUUUUAUCCUGCCCACUUCCUGAACAAAGAUGGAAAGUUUGUCAAGCGAGACGCCUUCAUGCCCUUUUCUGCAGGUCGCAGGGCUUGUCCCGGAGAGAGUCUGGCCAGGAUGGAGCUGUUCCUCUUCCUCGCCACCCUCCUGCAGCACUUCCGUUUCUCUCCUCCACCUGGGGUGUCAGAGGAGGAAUUGGAUGUGACUCCACAAGUGGGCUUUUCUUUAGCCCCUCCAGCUCAUAAACUUUGUGCUGUGCCCCGUAUGUGAGGAGGAGGUGGAGGGCUUCGAAAUGAAAAACCAGACACAGUUUAACAGGAGUGAAAAUGUUCAGCACCACUGAUGUAAACAAAAAGGCCUAUCAUGUAACUUGUGAUGCAAAAUUAAGAUCAAGGUCAUAUUUUGAUGCAUUUGUCCACAAUAAAUAUUGCUAUUUCAAUUAAAUGCUAUGUUUUAUCCUGUU